Phytophthora sojae is the source of this 897-nucleotide messenger RNA. RefSeq lists its product as hypothetical. The record is from RefSeq and is a predicted model, not a curated record. Bases 1 to 897 code for a protein of 298 amino acids. The transcript is spliced from 4 exons. NCBI's taxonomy places the organism in Eukaryota, Oomycota, Peronosporomycetes, Peronosporales, Peronosporaceae.
AUGGAUUAUGACCAGCGCCACAGGUUUUCACACGUUGGCAAUGGAGCGGAGGAAGCUCCAUUGCCAACGUGUGAAAACCUGUACUUCCGGUUGGUCCGUGGAGCGUCUAGUCCAGCCACCGAGGGCAAUGUCGAAUCUUUGAGACUUGGCAAUGUGUUCGUGAACAGUGGAGCUCAGACGCCGAUUGAUCGCAAGCCAACUUUUGAUGACUAUGGAGAGAGUUACGAGGACCCACUCAUUGUGCGAGUGCCGGAAGUAUGGUAUCAAUUGGAAGAUGCCAGCACACGCGCUGCAUUCGCGGGUACCCUACCACGUCCAGCCCCGCUCCCGGAAGGAGACACUGUCGAAGAUCUACUUAAUGUCGUCUAUGACGCGAAUCGAGAUGUGUUAGCAGGGUUUGUACCAUCUCAGCUCGUGGCAGAGACGCCCCUUAUCGUGAUGGUGCCGCAGCGCGAGGUAUACGGCGCACCGCCAGCGAGAGAAUUCAGGAACAUUGUCGAAAUCGGAGAUGAAAGCGAUCUGGAGGAGCUUCGGCGCUAUCACGAACAGGGCCGGCUGAUCCGUGACAAUUGCAAGGACUUCUGUUUGGACAACGAGAAGGCCGUGUUUAUUUGCGAGUGCGCGUACCUGGAGCAGGACGUGGAUAUUGGUGAAGUGAGGGGUAUCCUAACUGGAGUGGAAACCGAGUGGGUAGAAGACUGGAAUGUGAUCAUCGUGUUUUGCUCUCACCUUAACAUUUGCCGUACGGACUGGGCGCCCAAGAACGUUGGCUGUGUCAAGUUGACGCGUGGCGAGCGACCUGGAACUGUGAUCGUCACCUGGGUUUUUCAGCCGAAACUGGAGGAAAGGGAGAAGUUGGUGGUCGUAACCGAGACAGGGAUGAUAACAGAGGCGUGA